UGGAAUUGGAAUUAAUUGUUAUCAUUAACCACAGUGCAGACGAAGAGAUAUGUCGUUCCACAAUAGAAUGAUUGUGCUUUUUGGUUGUGUUCUGCUUUUGCUCAGUUAUUCUUCAGCAGAGAUUAGUUUACAGGAAGUUUUCACGAAGGAUGUAACUGAAAAAUGUGGUGAAGUGUUCCUUAAGCUGAGCCCCAUGCUGAAAGCUAAAAUGUUGGAUGCCAGCUCGAAGUUAAUAACAAGUGGUUUAAUGGAAGGUAAUAUAGUGGAUCUUGGGGAUUUUGAUGAAUGCCUCUCCAUAGAAAACGAAAGUAGUGAGAUCUAUGGUAAAUAUUGCCUUGCCACAGUUGAAAUCAACACUUUUCUAUCUGCUUUACACUCAACUGAAGGAAAUACGACAUCUCUAUUGCUUCAACAGACCCAAACAAAAAUAGAAAAAUUCGCAAAUUCCAAAUUAGCCGGUGAAAUAUCGUCCCUUUUAAAGUUGUACACCUCAUUUGCCCGAUUUGGUAUCUGUAUACCAGAUAAAUGUAAGCCUAAAAAUAUUGGAUUUCUUCAUUUAGACGAGGAGAAAUGUUCAACCAAAAAUAGUAAUGAUGAAAUGGAUCUAUUUGCUUUUACUACUCUGGUCAUAUUAUAUAUUUUUAUCUUCAUAGCCAUUCUUUCUACUUGCUACGAUAUCAUUAACCAGAAAUUAUCACUUAAACCAAAACACCCGAUAUUUGUCGCUUUUUCUUGUUACACCAAUGGAAAAAAACUUUUUGGAACACAGACGAAUUCAGAUCAGCUCAGUUGUUUGCAUGGCAUAAAAGUUCUAAGUAUGGUUUGGGUGGUUUUGGGACAUAGUUAUCUCAACAUGUUCACAACUUCAUUGGACAACUUAUUCUAUGUCAAUGAGUGGAUUGACAACCCUACUAACAUGCUCAUUCUAUCGGCAACACUUUCUGUUGAUACUUUCUUCAUGAUUGGAGGUCUUCUAACAGUUUACGUAUUCAUGAAAUCUCCCCCGAUGAAAACCAAAGAGGGGUUGAAGAAAAUACCCAUGCUGUAUAUACACCGGUAUCUUAGACUUACACCAGCUUUUGCUAUGAUGGUACUUAUAUAUGCUUCUGGUCUCGUUAAGUACUUUGGGGAUGGUCCAAAAUGGUACACAUUGAAUUCUGCAAUUGAAAAUUGCAAGGAAAACUGGUGGGCUGCUUUGCUUUACGUGCAGAAUUAUAUGGACUACUCGAAAAUGUGCGUUGUCCAAACUUGGUACCUUUCCGCUGAUUUUCAACUCUUCUUAAUUACUCCAUUUUUCUUGAUACCCUUGAGAAAAUGGCCUAAGUACAUCAUACCAUCAUUUUACAUCAUUGCUGUAGUGGGAAUGAUUAUACCUUUCAUAAUUGGAUAUACCAACAAAUUCGGAGGAGUUGGUUAUGGGUCAACUACAUCUGUAUUCGCAAAUAACUACUACUUUGUAACACAUGCAAGAUUUGCACCUUAUGUCAUUGGUAUGAUUGCUGGUUACUACAUUUUUUUGGCUAAAAAAAAGUUAAAUCCUUUAAAACUAGAAAUGUGUUAUGUAUUCUUCUUAUGGAUUUUGGCGUUGACUGGAAUUGUUGGAUGCAUAUUCGAUGGAUUCAAGUUAGUUAAGCAUAGCGAUGACGCAUGGGCUGAUGGUAUUUACAUGGGUUUCAACAGAUCUGCAUGGUCUUUAUCAAUAUCACUUCUAGUAUUCUUGUGUUCAACAGGCUAUGGGGGUCCAAUACAAAAGUUUCUCUCUAUGCCAUUAUUCAACAUAGUGGCAAAACUCACCUACUCCAUGUAUCUGGUCCAUUACAUAGUUAUAUUAUGUGUAAAUGGUGUUUCAAGAACAAAAUUUCACUUUUCCAAUUUCAGCAUUAUGUCCAAUUUCUUCACAUAUUUUAUUUUAACUUUUAUAAUUUCUAUACUAUACUGUCUCAUAUUUGAAUCUCCAAUGAUCAUUAUAGAAAGAAUCAUUUUUCCAACGAAAAGGAAUAACCAAAAUAAAGAACUUCCAAAAUAGAUUUCAUUAGAAGUUUUGAGACUGAUAGUAGUAUAUAAAUUAUUGUAUAUAUUUAUUAUUUUUACAAUAAAGUUUAUUUUAUUUGAA
This is a messenger RNA of Harmonia axyridis, 2113 nucleotides long. Its product is annotated as nose resistant to fluoxetine protein 6-like. Lineage: Eukaryota; Metazoa; Arthropoda; Insecta; Coleoptera; Coccinellidae. The transcript has 11 exons. The record is from RefSeq and is a predicted model, not a curated record. Gene Ontology annotation, molecular function: acyltransferase activity, transferring groups other than amino-acyl groups. The coding region runs from base 50 to 2026 and encodes 658 amino acids.